Molecule: messenger RNA, 1910 nt
Organism: Xyrauchen texanus (razorback sucker)
Lineage: Eukaryota; Metazoa; Chordata; Actinopteri; Cypriniformes; Catostomidae
Product: basic immunoglobulin-like variable motif-containing protein
Exons: 10
Coding region: 391-1908 (505 amino acids)
Biological process (GO): nucleotide-excision repair
Cellular component (GO): nucleus
Molecular function (GO): single-stranded DNA binding; DNA endonuclease activity
Source: RefSeq, a predicted model, not a curated record
UCCGAACAUGUUCUUACAUCCGUCCGCAGUGUUUUUCGAUUGAUUUCCUUUCCCGUUUCGAUGUUUUUUUUUUUCCAGUGUUUCGCACAGGAGCGCCUAGAUCUUUAGACAUUGCUUCAAGUUUAAAACUAGUUCAAUGGUCAAAAAACGCGUGACACAAGCGUUUGUGGCUCCUCGUCUAUCCUUUUAGCUCAUGGACGUGUUUGGUGUGAACGGUCCUUAAAGCAGCCGAACAGGGACGAACAGCGCAGUCUAUUUUUAUUCUUAUUCCUGCAGAAAUAACCAGCUAGUGGACGAGAAUCCCUCUUUGAGCUCACAUUGGACCAAGCAUCACAAUUGUACCCAAACCUGUUAGUUAUUCUCUUAACCAUAAUCCCAGUUCUGCAUUCAAUGCCUAACACUGUGGAAAGUGAAGGCGCCAAGGUAUCUACUAAUACUAAUCAGGAGGCCCCUUCACGGGCCCCAGGCAGAGAGGAUGAGUGCAGCUUCAUGAGCCCCUUGUCACGUGAUGCGCUGCGGGCACGACGGGCCUCCAGUGCAGAGCUCCAGCUUCCACGGACCUGCCCUGUAACACACUCCCGGGAGAAGUUCUACACAGUCUGCUCGGACUACGCACUGCUCAACCGAGUGAGACCCAUCAUCGCAUCUGAAGAUGCGCCACCAACCAAACCAGACAGCGGGACAUCAUUACUCAAACCAAACACUGGGACCCCUUUGCAGAGUCACUCUGGGGGAAUCAGCGUGUCUUUAGAUGGCAAUUGCGAUAUGGAGGUUGUGUCAUCCAGCAACAAGCCUGUGCUGGCCUGGGAGAUUGACACUUCUGAUUUUGAUGCAGUUUUAACCCGAAAAUCCAGAACAAGUAAUUUAAUGAAAUUAAACUCAAAGAAAAUUAAAUCGUCAGACAGGCCCAGCAGAAAUCUGCAAGAUCUCUCACCUCAAGCCUCUGUGGAGGAGAUCAAACAGAGAAAAGUCUUGGACCUCCGUAGAUGGUACUGUAUCAGCCGUCCGCAGUAUAAAACUUCAUGUGGAAUCUCUUCACUUAUCUCUUGCUGGAACUUUCUAUACAGUACUUUAGGAGCAGGCAGCCUCCCACCCAUUUCUCAAGAAGAAGCCCUCCACAUACUUGGUUUCCAGCCUCCGUUUGAAGAUAUCAAGUUUGGACCGUUCACCGGCAAUGCCACUUUGAUGCGAUGGUUCAGACAAAUCAAUGAUCAUUUUCGUGUCCGAGGAUGCUCUUAUAUUCUGUACAAACCUCAUGGGAAGCACAAGACAGCAGGAGAGUCAGCCGAGGGGGCUUUGCUGAAGCUGACCCAGGGACUCAAAGAUGAAUCUAUGGCCUACAUUUACCACUGCCAAAAUCACUACUUCUGUCCUGUGGGCUAUGAAGCUACACCACUAAAAGCAGCCAAAGCAUACAGGGGGCCAUUGCCUCUUAAUGAGAUGGAGCACUGGAUUCUCAUUGGCGAAUCAAGCAGAAAACACCCUGCAAUCCACUGUUCCAAUUUAAUUAGGUGGGCUGACAUUGUGACAGAUCUGAACACUCAGAACCCAGAAUAUUUUGACAUUCGCCAUAUAGAGAGAGGCAUUCAGUAUCGUAAAACCAAGAAGGUAGGGGGGAAUCUGCAUUGCAUCAUGGCCUUCCAGAGAGUGAACUGGCAAAAGUUGGGACCAUGGGCACUGAAUCUGGAAAACCUGAGGCAUGAUCUCCACCAUCAGUCUUCAGAACACAGAGGUCAAGCAGAAUCAGAGGACAGUUCUGAAGAGAGAGCAGUGAAACGCCUGGGCCGUUCCAUCAGUACUGGGAUCCAGAAGUCAGAAAAUGCCUGGAAGCGUUUGUCCAACACAUCUGAGUACAGGCACAGAGGCUCUCCAGACAGUGACUUAGAUGAAGAUGUCCAACCCUCCUGAUG